Fusarium vanettenii 77-13-4 is the source of this 414-nucleotide messenger RNA. RefSeq lists its product as uncharacterized. The record is from RefSeq and is a predicted model, not a curated record. Lineage: Eukaryota; Fungi; Ascomycota; Sordariomycetes; Hypocreales; Nectriaceae. The transcript has 2 exons. Bases 1 to 414 code for a protein of 137 amino acids.
AUGACAACCGCCGUGCCUGUGGCCGUGUACGGCCGCGAGCCCAGUAUUCACAUCGCUGUCAACAGAGGCCUGCUCCCGGAUUAUGAUGUCGUUAACUCCUGCACCGACCUGUCUUCUGCCAAGGCCGAGCUUCCGGGUCUUUGCGCCGGUGACGUUGGCAUCGCCCCGUCCUCGGGAAUCGGGAGUAACGGGAACCUCGCUGCAUCUGAGAGGAAGAUUCCCAGGUUCGUGUUGAUCGGCUCCGGCAUUCCGGAUCCCGACGUUGAGCAGGUGACGCCGGCCAUCAUGGAGGCUGCUCCGGCUGUGCGCAUCAUCAGGGUUUCUAAGGAGGACAUGCGCUUGGCAGGCGCGGUUGGGCCCGACGUGGAGAAAAUAGUGAAAGUUUUCAGGGAGAAGCUCGAUAAAGAGCGCUGA